Molecule: messenger RNA, 1760 nt
Organism: Eleginops maclovinus (Patagonian blennie)
Lineage: Eukaryota; Metazoa; Chordata; Actinopteri; Perciformes; Eleginopidae
Gene: slc19a3a
Product: solute carrier family 19 member 3a
Exons: 6
Coding region: 61-1581 (506 amino acids)
Biological process (GO): transmembrane transport; vitamin transport
Cellular component (GO): plasma membrane
Molecular function (GO): vitamin transmembrane transporter activity
Source: RefSeq, a predicted model, not a curated record
GACACAUUAAAGAGUAGCAUGCAGGGGAACAUAAACACAUAUAUACACACCUGACAGAAAAUGGAGGCAGUGAGGAGGUUGCAGGCAGACUGGAGGUAUCCCACUGCUCUGCUGUGUAUUUAUGGGUUCUUCAGCACAGUGAAACCCCUGGAGCCUUUCCUCAUCCCCUACUUAACCGGACCGGACAAGAACCUGACAACAGCACAGGUCAACAACCAGAUCUUCCCGGUGUGGACGUACUCGUACCUCUCGGUGCUGGUGCCGGUGUUCCUGCUGACUGACUGGCUGCGCUACAAGCCGGUGGUGGUGUUCCAGUGCCUCUCCCUCUUCACCACCACGGCCAUGUUGCUCUGGCUCAGGAGUGUCGCAGCCAUGCAGGCCAUGCAGUUCUUCUACGGGGUGGUGACAGCCAGCGAGGUGGCCUACUUCUCCUACAUCUACAGUGUGGUGGACCUGAAGAGGUACAGGAAGGCCACCUCUUACUGCCGCAGUGUCCAGCUGCUGGGCUACACCGCGGGCUCCGUGCUGGGCCAGCUGCUGGUCAGCUUCCAGCUCAUGUCCUACGACAACAUCCUGGUGUUCACUCUAGUUCUCACCUCCAUCGCUCUCCCCGUGGCCUGCCUCCUGCCGAUGCCACAGCAGAGCAUGUUUUUCCACAGGCGUAAAUCAGGGACCGAGGGGAUAAGGACGCAUGGAGAUGGGACUGUGGAUUCAACAGAACUCUCACAGGGAGCAAAUGUCUCCCUGGAAGAACCAAGAGAGGAAAAGGUAGAGAAAGAAGCAGGAGAAGGAGUUGAUGACAUUGAGGUUGGUGCAAGAAGCUGCAGCCAAGUCCUCCUCCAGCUGUGGAGGGACUUCUACCAGUGCUACUCCUCCAGACAGCUGCUCUACUGGUCAGUAUGGUGGGCAAUGGCUACCUGCGGCUAUAACCAGACUGUCAACUAUGUGCAGGUGCUGUGGGAGCAUGUGCAGCCUUCUCAAAAUGUCAGCAUCUACAACGGAGGCGUCGAGGCAUUGUCCAACCUGUUAAGUGCAGCCACAGUGUACGGUAUCGGCUUCGUAGAGGUGAGAUGGGAUCAGUGGGGGGAGCUGGCUCUCGGGGGUUUUUCUGGACUCGGAGCCGCAGCACUCUUCCUCAUGACCUUCAUCGGAAACAUCUGGGUCUGCUACGGCGGAUACAUCCUAUUCAAGUGCCUGUACACGCUGCUGAUAACAAUAGCCAUGUACCAAAUUGCAGCUGAUCUGACGACGGAGAGGUACGCUCUGGUGUUCGGAGUGAACAACUUUGGAGCACUGGCUCUGCAGACCAUCAUCACGUCAGUGGUGGUGGACAGUAGCGGGCUGGGCCUUAGCAUCAUUCCUCAGGUGAGGAGUCGGAUCAGAAAUGUCAGAGUCAGGUGUUCUGCAGAUGAAGUGAUGGUAUGUUGGUUUUUUUUGCAGUUCACCAUAUACGCCAGCUACUUCUCCCUCAUCGCUGUCGUUUUCUCACUCCGAGGACUUUUCACCGUUUGGAGGAGCGACAGAGAGUCCACCGCUGCUGUCCAAAAUGAACCUCCGGACUGUGACCAACACACAUUCUGAACACAUGGGAGCUUACAUUUAAACGCUUCAAAUUACUGACCGCAACACCAUGAAUAUGAAUCCUUUUAUAUAUACAAAACAAAUGUACAAGAUUCUCCAUACAUCAAUAUAAAUGAAUGGUUUGGUCAUUUCUUAUUUAAAAUUCAUUUUAAUAUAUAUACUGUAUAUAUUUACACAUU